Messenger RNA from Nyctereutes procyonoides (raccoon dog), 1399 nucleotides. RefSeq names its product dynein cytoplasmic 2 light intermediate chain 1 (gene DYNC2LI1). Gene Ontology annotation, molecular function: dynein heavy chain binding. Gene Ontology annotation, cellular component: ciliary basal body; cytoplasmic dynein complex; axoneme. NCBI's taxonomy places the organism in Eukaryota, Metazoa, Chordata, Mammalia, Carnivora, Canidae. The coding region runs from base 130 to 1176 and encodes 348 amino acids. Gene Ontology annotation, biological process: intraciliary retrograde transport; intraciliary transport involved in cilium assembly. The record is from RefSeq and is a predicted model, not a curated record. The transcript has 13 exons.
CGCCGCCUGCGACGUCGCUCCCAUGGCAACCCAAGAGUCGGCUCGAUCCGGCGGGUCGGGAGCCGGCGGGCGGCCUGAUCUUAGGCGGCCCCGACGCUGAGCGCACAACUCCGGGUCGGUGGAGCCGCGAUGCCCAGUGAAACUCUCUGGGAAAUUGCAAAAGCCGAAGUGGAAAAACGUGGACGUGAAGGUGAUGGACUUGAAAUUGGAGAAAAAUCUGUUUUCUUCAUUGGCAGUAAAAAUGGGGGAAAGACUACUAUUAUUCUAAGGUGUCUUGACAGGGAUGAGCCACCAAAACCAACCUUAGCUUUGGAAUAUACAUAUGGAAGAAGAGCGAAAGGGCAUAAUAUACCAAAAGAUAUUGCUCACUUUUGGGAACUGGGUGGAGGAACCUCUUUAUUGGACUUAAUCAGCAUACCAAUCACAAGUGACAACUUAAGGACAUUUUCUAUUGUUCUUGUUUUGGAUCUUUCAAAACCUAAUGACCUUUGGCCCACUAUGGAAAAUCUGUUACAAGCCACAAAAAGCCAUGUAGACAAAAUGAUAAUGAAACUGGGGAAGACAAAUUCUAAAGCAGUUUCUGAAAUGAGACAGAAGAUCUGGAGUAAUAUGCAGAAGGACCAUCCAGACCGUGAAUUAGUUGACCCAUUUCUAAUACCUCUGGUCAUAAUUGGAAGUAAAUACGAUAUUUUUCAGGAUUUUGACUCUGAGAAGAGAAAGGUUAUAUGCAAGACACUUCGAUUUGUUGCACAUUAUUAUGGAGCAUCAUUAAUGUUUACCAGUAAAUCAGAAGCUCUAUUACUAAAAGUACGUGGAGUUAUCAACCAGUUAGCAUUUGGCAUUGACAAAAGCAAAUCAAUAUGUGUGGAUCAGAAUAAACCACUGUUUAUCACAGCAGGAUUGGAUUCUUUAAGUCAAAUAGGAUCUCCUCCUAUUCCUGAUAAUGACAUUGGAAAGCUUCACGCUCAUUCACCAAUGGAUUUGUGGAAAAAAGUGUAUGAAAGAGUCUUUCCACCAAAGAGCACCAACACACUGAAGCAUAUCAAAGACCCUGCAAGAGACCCUCAGUAUGCUGAAGGUGAAGUUGAUGAAAUGAGAAUUCAGAAGGAUCAGGAACUGGAACAAUACAAAAGAAGUUCUUCCAAGUCUUGGAAACAAAUUGAGCUUGAUUCUUGAACCUAAUUCAACUAUAGUGUAUUUAUUUCUUCUUUCCCAAAUACAAGUAAGUUUAUAAUUAGCAUAAUGGUAAUAAAUGAAGGAAGCAAAGAUUUGUAAUUUGUUAAAAGUGGCAUUUCUUGUAUUAAAGUGCAACUCCCUGGAUAAUUAGAAGUCUUUUAAAAGGGGGAAAAGUUGUAUAAUGACAUGCAGUAUUUUUUAAAAUAAAAACUCUUCUACCUUU